Molecule: messenger RNA, 1946 nt
Organism: Trichosurus vulpecula (common brushtail)
Lineage: Eukaryota; Metazoa; Chordata; Mammalia; Diprotodontia; Phalangeridae
Gene: ST3GAL3
Product: ST3 beta-galactoside alpha-2,3-sialyltransferase 3
Exons: 14
Coding region: 39-1466 (475 amino acids)
Molecular function (GO): sialyltransferase activity
Source: RefSeq, a predicted model, not a curated record
CCCGCCGCCGCCGAGCAAGCCCCGCGGUCAUGUAGCCAAUGAAGAUGGGCCUUGUGGUGCUCGUCCGGAACCUGCUGCUCACCCUGUGCCUCUGCCUGGUGCUGGGCUUCAUGUACUACGCUGCCUGGAAGCUGCAGCUCCUCCGAUGGGAAGACCCCAGACCCUUCUGGAAGGAGGUUGCAGCUGAUGGAGAAAGAAGAGGGGUGACAUCACGGAACAUUGUGGAAUCUGCCUCCUCUACACCCCAGAAUGGCCUCAUCUCCUUGGCUCAGCAGCCCUCUCUGGUCCUCAAGAUGCCUUCCCCGAAGCCUCUUGAAGAACAGAUUUCUCUUCCUGCCUUUGGUAGCCCAGUGGGAAAACCCUCUAAGUUGGCAGAUUCAGGGGCUCUUACCUUUGACUCCGUUGGACGGACACUAGGCUCAGGCCUUGCUGUGGACUCAGGACAAUCCAGAACCCAGAAAAAGAUGAUCGAUGCCCGGGCCGCCCAGAGCCCAGCCCAGCCCAAAUAUGAUCGAUUGGGUUUUCUCCUGAAAUUGGACUCAAAAUUGCCUGCAGAGUUAGCGACCAAGUAUGCCAACUUGUCAGAUGGGGCUUGCAAGCCUGGCUACGCAUCCGCCCUAAUGACGGCCAUCUUCCCCAAAUUCUCCAGGCCUGCCCCCAUGUUCUUGGAUGACUCCUUCCGCAAGUGGGCCCGCAUCAGAGACUUUGUGCCACCCUUUGGAAUUAAAGGACAAGAUAAUCUGAUCAAAGCCAUCCUGUCAGCCACCAAAGAGUACCGCCUGACCCCUGCCCUGGACAGCCUCAGCUGCCGUCGCUGCAUCAUCAUAGGGAACGGAGGUGUCCUGGCCAACAAGUCCUUGGGAGCCCGGAUCGAUGACUAUGACAUCGUGGUCAGGUUGAACUCAGCUCCGGUGAAAGGUUUUGAGAAGGACGUUGGGGGCAAGACCACCCUGCGUAUCACUUACCCCGAGGGAGCCAUGCAGCGGCCAGAGGAGUAUGAGAAGGACUCGCUCUUUGUCCUGGCUGGCUUCAAGUGGCAAGACUUCAAGUGGCUCAAGUAUAUUGUCUACAAGGAGAAAGUGAGUGCUUCGGAUGGUUUCUGGAAGUCAGUGGCCACUCGAGUGCCCAAGGAGCCGCCUGAGAUACGAAUCCUCAACCCCUACUUCAUCCAGGAGGCUGCCUUCAGUUUCAUUGGACUCCCCUUCAACCAUGGUCUAAUGGGCCGGGGGAACAUCCCAACUCUGGGCACCGUGGCAGUCACAAUGGCCUUGCACAGCUGUGACCAGGUGGCGGUGGCCGGCUUUGGCUACGACAUGAGCUCACCCAAUGCCCCCCUUCAUUACUACGAAUCUGUUCGCAUGGCAGCCAUCAAGGAGUCCUGGACACACAACAUCCAGCGAGAGAAGGAGUUCCUUCGGAAGCUGGUGAAGGCCCAUGUCAUCACCGACCUUACCAGUGGCAUCUGAAGGGCCCAGGAUGUAGUACUUGAAACCCCAACUUCCACAGGAUGCCAGGCCCAACCUUUGAUGGGAGAGCCACCUUCCUCCCCUGUAAUUGGACCCCUGGAUGGACGAGGAGCAUCUGGGUGGUCAAGUGCCAAGGGCCACCAGUGCCAGCCUUGACCUGCCCAGCCUCCUUCAUCUAGGCAGGGCCUCUUGGGAAAAACACUUUUCCCAGACUGGGCCUUGCUUGGAACUGAGGAACUUACCUGGGGGCUCUGUCUGGAACUGAGGAACCUCCCUGGGACUGGGGGACUCUGCAUGGCCCUGAAAGGCCCCGCCUGGGACUGAGGGGGUCUGCCUGAGACUGGGGAGCCCUGCCUGAUGCUGAGGGCCCUAGCUGGGACUAGGGGGCCCUGACUGGCUGGCUGGCAGGGUCUGGCCUUCAGGGCCCCUGGGAAAGUCUCUUUCCUCAGUGUUUGCUGUAUUUUAUUUUGUGGAUGCCGA